This is a messenger RNA of Arthroderma uncinatum, 1689 nucleotides long. RefSeq lists its product as uncharacterized. Gene Ontology annotation, biological process: transmembrane transport. NCBI's taxonomy places the organism in Eukaryota, Fungi, Ascomycota, Eurotiomycetes, Onygenales, Arthrodermataceae. Bases 1 to 1689 code for a protein of 562 amino acids. The transcript has 2 exons. The record is from RefSeq and is a predicted model, not a curated record. Gene Ontology annotation, molecular function: transmembrane transporter activity.
AUGGAAAACACCCACGUUGACGAAGAAGCUGUUGACCAGCCUGAAGCCGCCGGCGGCACCGACCAUGCGGCUCCUAAGAAACCGCUCGGAUAUCGGUUCUGGAUAGCCUUUUGGGCUGUCGCCUUCACAAAUCUAGCGGCAGCGUACGAUUCCACCACGCUCUCCGUGGCUAUACCGGCAAUAUCCAUGGACCUUGGUGGUUCGUCCAUACAAGCAUUCUGGGCCGGCACUUCGUAUCUCCUAGCAACAACCAUUUUGAUGUUGAUCUGGGUCACACUGAGCGAUGCAUUUGGCCGCCGCCCAAUUAUUAUUAUAGCGUUAUUGAUAUUUGCAGUGGGUGCUAUCGUCUGCGCUCUUGCACAUAACUGGACACAAAUGCUCGCUGGACGGACAGUUCAAGGACUCGGUGGAGGUGGGAUUAUCGCCUUAACCACCGUGCUGGUAACAGAUAUGGUGCCGCUACGGGAAAGACCGAAGUUCUUUGCAUGCAUAAGUGCAGUGUGGGCCGUGGGUAGCACGACUGGUCCCAUCAUUGGCGGCGUUUUGGCACAGGUGGGAGCCUGGCAAUGGAUAUUUUGGCUGAAUCUUCCGAUAAUUGCGAUUGCCAUGGCAGGGAUCAUUCCAUUUCUGCGGCUCUCUUCCUAUCCUCGAACUUUGGCCGAACGCCUUGCGCUCUUCGAUUAUCCUGGAUCAGCAUUGUUUAUUGCUUCACUUACUUCGUUCCUCAUACCUGUCACAUGGGGUGGUGUGCAGUAUCCCUGGAGUAGCUGGCAUACUCUGGUAUCAUUGAUACUCGGAGCAGCCGGCCUCGGAGUGUUUGGCAUCUAUGAGUUCCUAUCUAGGUCGUGGGCUGGAAAGAUGCCUGUCUUUAUACCCCCAAACGUCUUCAGAAACCGCUCAGUCGGUAUUCUGUAUGUUGGCAGCGUUUUCCAUGGCCUCGUCCUGUACAGCAUCGUGUAUUACAUGCCAGAGUAUUUUCAGACCGUGAAAAACUACAGCCCCCUAAUUUCCGGUGUAUUGGGACUUCCACAAACUGCAACCAUUGUUCCAUGUUCGGUUGCCGUGGGCGUCGCAGUUGGGGUGACCGGUAGAUACCGCUGGGCCGUAUGGGCUGGUUGGGCGCUCACCUGUUUCGGAUUGGGGCUUCUAAUCCUCUUGGAUGUGCGCACAACCGUCACACAAUGGGUGUUUUUGGCGGCAGUUUCAGGGCUGGGAAUCGGCUUGCUCUUCCCAUCAGUUCCCCUAGCGAUCCAGUCAUCUGUGCCACAGGAGGACGUCGGCAUGGCUGCUACCUUGGUGCAGUUUUUCCGAUCAUUAGGGCAGGCCCUUGGGGUCGCGAUCGGAGGAGCAAUUGUUGAUAAUCGGCUACGGGUAAACCUUGCUAAGGCUGGCUUGUCAGACCAGCCGGCCUCACUCAUCAGGCUGAUAAGAGUGCUUAAAGAGCUCCCGGUUAACGCACCGUUAGCCGUUGCCUUGAGGAAUGCUAUGUCCAAGUCAUUCCGGACCAUCUGGAUCGUGAUGUGUGCCUUUUCGGCUAUGAACCUCUUGCUCAGUUUUCUAAUUGCGGAGUAUAGUAUGAACCAGGAGCACAAGACGGAGCAACGGUUCAUACAUGAGAAAGAUGAGCACCUCGACUCAAACAAGGGCUCGGAGGGCAUAUCCUCAACCCGUAUGUCUGAUAGCCAGUAG